Molecule: messenger RNA, 1322 nt
Organism: Syzygium oleosum
Lineage: Eukaryota; Viridiplantae; Streptophyta; Magnoliopsida; Myrtales; Myrtaceae
Exons: 3
Coding region: 1-1194 (397 amino acids)
Source: RefSeq, a predicted model, not a curated record
AUGAGCGAUCCGCCUAAACGUUUUGAGAUCCCAAGGCAUACUGAGCACUCGGAGGUAGAGUACCCUGUAGGAGACGGGGAGGCUUAUGUUAAGCAUACCACAGUGGUGUGGGUAGAUGUGGGUAGACCGGAGUUACAGCCUAAUACGUACCGGGCGUACUAUUAUCAGGAUUUACACGGUAUCUACAGACCGCUUCGGUUUUGUGAUGUUUCAUUUAACGGGGUGGGUGAGUGGGACCCCUCAGCUGCUCUCGCUCCCGAUGGUGAGGUCACGAACCCGGAUGUUGAAGUUCCCAACCCUAGUCCCGAGCCCGUACCAGAACCUAUAGUACCUGGGGAUCCUGAUCUCGAAGAAGAAUUUAAGGAGUCCGAACCUGAAGAAGAACCCAAGCCCGUGAAAACUACCGAGAUCACCGAUUUUAUCCAAGAGAAUAAUCUAUUGGAUGAAGCUAUGGUCAGGGGAAUCAGUGAAAUUGUGAAGCUAUGUAUUCAGUUUUUCCCGGAGCUUAUUUGGAUUAAGCCUUAUGGUGUGAGGUUGACGGCACGUGCUGUGAAGUGUCGCCAAGAAAGGACUCUCAGGCUCUUUUUGAAGGCUGUGGAAAGAUGGAUUGUCCCUAAUGUGAGAACUCGCUACUACGAGCAUAAGACAUAUUGGAAUAGAUUCGUGGAGAAUCACACAGAGUUGCUUAAGAAUGGAGAGAAAUGGGCGAAGGUCAUAGCAAAUUCAUGUAUGCUCGUCUCAACUCUAAUUGCCACAGUAUUGUUCGCUGCUACUUUCACUAUGCCUGGAGGCAAUGACGACAAAAUUGGAGUCCCAUUGUUGUUAGGAAAGGACUCUCUCCUAAUUUUCACAAUUUCGGAUGCGUUAGGUUUGUUCUCCUCUGUGACGGCCAUCUUGCUAUUCCUAGCCAUCUUAACUUCGCGGUACGAGGCGCAAGAUUUUCUUGAGGCGUUGCCUAAGAAGAUCAUAAUGGGCCUUUGUUUUCUCUUCCUCUCCUUGGCUUUCAUGCUGGUGGCCUUCUCUGCAACUCUCACAAUUGUGCUGGAUAAGAGACUGGACUGGGUUCUUAUCCCCAUUACUUUGCUGGCCUCUCUUCCGGUCGCUUUAUUCGUAGUACUACAGAUUCCCCUGCUAUACCAAAUGGUUAAAUCCACUUAUGGACCCAGCAUCUUUCGUGCCGAGAGCAAUUGGUGAAAUCCACUUAUAGUUGGCUGUUUGUAGCAGGGCCGAUGCAAUACUGAAUGUAUUUCCUCAAAGAAUUUGAAUAAUUACUUUGCAUUAUAUUGCCCUACCUUGUUACCAAAGAUCUAUUUAUAGAAUGA